ACUUUUUCCAUCAACUGCUCUUCAUCACUCAGCAAUUCCUAAUUCUUGAAUAGGGUCUCUCGAUUUCUCAUAUUUCAUCCGUUCGUUUUCAAGAUUCAUGUGGAAGUCUCGCAUUGUGGCUGGAUUUUAAUUAGAUGAAACAAUUGCGUGUGUUUGAAUUGUUGCCAUCAAGAUUAACAAAAUUGUGAAUUUCCAAUUAGAAAAUCUUGAUUUCUCGAGGCGAUUGCAUUUAAUACCAGUUUUCCGCAAUUUAGAUUCGCCUUGUUUUGCGUAAAGACAGCUUCAAAUUAUUCAAAAAUCAUAUCUUUAUUGUGUUUCUUCUGAACCAUAUAUAUGUAUUCUGCUGCCGGUUGAUACGACUUUUUGCAUCAAUCUGCCAGUUUCUUUUCACUAUCUCUGGUUCUUGAAAAUCCAUUGCUUGAUCAUGAAGUUUUGAGGGCGUGAAAAUGUGUAAAUUGGAGGAUGGAGUUGAGGCAGACGAGAGGCAUCCGCAUUGGAAUGUGGGGAUGAAUAUCUUGGGUGGAAAGGAAGUUGCAGAGACCAUGUAUUUGAGGCUCUCUCAAGCUAGAAUGAAGCUAUGGAUUCUGAGAUUAAUCACCACAUUAUUGAUAUGGAUAUGUAUUAUGCAAUUUGUGGCAGUUGGAGAAGAUUGGGGGCCAAAGUUGUUGAAGAGCUGGCCUUCUUGUUCCAUCCCUCCCAUAAUGCAUGAUGCAACUACUGUGUCUUCUUUUCUGCCCAAACGGCCUCAUCAUCCACCUAAGAGAGUAUACAACAAUAAUGGUUACCUUGUUGUUUCUUGCAAUGGAGGGCUCAACCAAAUGCGAGCAGCUAUUUGUGAUAUGGUUUCCAUAGCCAGACACCUUAACAUUACUCUAAUUGUCCCUGAAUUGGAUAAAACAUCGUUUUGGGCAGAUCCGAGUGAUUUUCAGGAUAUAUUCGAUGUUGAUCACUUCAUUCUAUCAUUGAGGGAUGAGGUUCGGAUACUGAAAGAACUUCCACCACGGCUUAAAAGGAGAGUAGAACGUGGAAUGUUCCAUGAGUUGCCUCCUGUUAGUUGGUCGAAUCUUUCUUACUACCAUCAGCAGAUUCUUCCACUUCUUAAAAGGCAUAAAGUUGUACGCUUGAAUAAAACUGAUGCUCGCCUUGCCAACAACGGAUUGCCACUGGAAGUUCAGAAGCUACGUUGCAAAGUGAAUUUCAAUGCACUGAGAUUUACUGCCCCAAUCCAGGAGUUGGGCAGAAAAGUGGUCGGGAUGCUGAGACGAAAAGGUUCUUUCCUUGUGCUCCACCUUAGAUACGAAAUGGACAUGCUGUCCUUUUCUGGCUGCACUCGAGGCUGCAACACCAAUGAGAUUAAUGAACUGACUGCAAUGAGAUAUUCUAACCCUGGGUGGAAGGAGAAAGUCAUAGAUCCCGACCUUAAAAGGAAAGACGGUCUAUGCCCUUUGACGCCUGAAGAAACUGCUCUAGUGCUUAGGGCUCUUGGUAUUGAUCCUAAUGUUCAAAUAUACAUAGCAGCUGGAGAGAUUUAUGGUGGAAAAAGGCGACUGAAAAGUUUGACUAACGCGUUCCCCAAUCUGGUUACAAAGGAAAUGUUGUUGGAGCCCUCUGAUUUGUCGUUUUUCAAGAAUCACUCGUCACAGAUGGCUGCUCUGGACUAUCUUGUUUCAUUGGAGAGUGAUGUUUUUGUUCCCACGUACGAUGGAAAUAUGGCUAGAGUUGUAGAAGGACAUCGCAGGUAUUUAGGUUUCAAGAAGACUAUUCUACUUAACAGGAGAAUUUUGGUUGAUUUGAUCGAUCAAUACAACGAAGGAACGCUGAGCUGGGAUGAGUUCUCAUCCCACAUGAAGGAGGCUCAUGAAAACCGAGUGGGGAGCCCCAAGAAGCGUGCUAUAAUCUCAGACAAACCGAAGGAGGAAGAUUACUUUUAUAGCAACCCACAGGAAUGCCUUGCUGCAGAUACUUGACAUUUUUGGCACGUAUAUUAUGCUCGUGUAGAUUACAUUGACAGCACACAGCUCGUGUGUAGACUAUGAGAACAGAUGCUUGCAGGAGGACGAAGACAAGGAUGAGGAUGAGGCCGGCCUUUACACAAUUCUUUUAUUUAAGAAUCUGUACAGAUUCAAAUCACCCUUUGAGUUGCAGGAUUGUAGAAAACUCUGUUUAGGAAAAUGAAUAGGUCUGCCGCUGAUUGUUGGAUAACAUUUCAGAAACAUUUUUUGGCUUUCUUACCAUCUUUUUGGUAUUUCAA
This is a messenger RNA of Salvia splendens (bonfire salvia), 2251 nucleotides long. Its product is annotated as rhamnogalacturonan I rhamnosyltransferase 1. Bases 447 to 1967 code for a protein of 506 amino acids. The record is from RefSeq and is a predicted model, not a curated record. Gene Ontology annotation, cellular component: cytoplasm. NCBI's taxonomy places the organism in Eukaryota, Viridiplantae, Streptophyta, Magnoliopsida, Lamiales, Lamiaceae. The transcript has 8 exons.